AGACAGAGACAAGCAUGGCGGCCGUCGGGACGGGAAGGGCCUUUCACUUUCUGCAUCGUCGUCCGUCCUGUGGGCUGCUAUGGCUAUGGGUCGGGUGGGCACUCACUGCCGAGCGGCGAGAGACCGAGUGGCGCCGCGCGCGGCGGUCUCUCUCUCUCUGUCGCGAUCGUCCUGUCCUGUGGCUGUGGCCGGCCACACGGGGCUCGGGCAGCUCGCUCGAUCCGCCUCCUCCUCUGGGGUCUGGGCUCUGGCUGGCUCGCUCGCUCGCUGUGGCAAACCGUCCCCCCGCCUAUCUCCCCCGUAUAAAAAGGCAGCCGCACCCAGCAGGAUGGAGCAGCAGCACACGAGAGGAGAGGAGAGGAGAGGAGCACAGGAGAGGAGCUCAGAGAGGAGCUCUCAGCUCCAGCCUCGGAAUCCUCGAAAACUCACUCGCAAGUAGCCACUCGGCAUUACACUACAGUUGCAAACCUCCUUGAGUGGCAGGCACUGCCCUGCCCUGCCCCAGAGCAGAGCAGAGCAGGUGAUACUCUGCUUCUAGUAGCUCUUGUAGUUAGGUAGCAUCAUGGUGCAGCAGGCGUCGCUUGGUGAGCCGCUGCUGCUCCAGCCGCCGCCGCCGUCCCUGGUGUUCGACGCCGCCCGUCUGAGCGGUCUGUCCGACAUCCCGCAGCAAUUUCUGUGGCCCGCCGACGAGAGCCCCACCCCGGACGCCGCCGAGGAGCUGGCCGUGCCGCUCAUCGACCUCUCCGGGGACGCCGCCGAGGUGGUCCGCCAGGUGCGCCGCGCCUGCGACCUGCACGGCUUCUUCCAGGUGGUGAACCACGGCAUCGACGACGCGCUCCUGCAGGAGGCGCACCGCUGCAUGGACGCCUUCUUCACGCUCCCCAUGUCCGACAAGCAGCGCGCGCAGCGCCGUCAGGGGGACAGCUGCGGAUACGCCAGCAGCUUCACGGGCCGCUUCGCGUCCAAGCUGCCAUGGAAGGAGACGCUGUCGUUCCGCUACUCCGACGACCAGGGCGACGGCGACGUCGUCGUGGACUACUUCGUCGACAAGCUGGGCGAUGCGUACCGUCACCACGGGGAGGUGUACGGCCGCUACUGCUCCGAGAUGAGCCGGCUGUCGCUGGAGCUGAUGGAGGUGCUCGGGGAGAGCCUCGGCGUGGGCCGCCGCCACUUCCGCCGCUUCUUCCAGGGGAACGACUCCAUCAUGCGCCUCAACUACUACCCGCCGUGCCAGCGGCCCUACGACACGCUGGGCACCGGACCGCAUUGCGACCCCACCUCCCUCACCAUCCUCCACCAGGACGACGUCGGAGGCCUCCAGGUGUUCGACGCCGCCACCGGCCCCGGCACCGGCCGCUGGCGCUCCAUCAGGCCCCACCCGGGCGCCUUCGUCGUCAACAUCGGCGACACCUUCAUGGCGCUCUCCAACGGACGCUACAGGAGCUGCCUGCACCGCGCCGUCGUCAACAGCCGGGUGCCCCGCCGCUCGCUCGCCUUCUUCCUGUGCCCGGAGAUGGACAAGGUGGUGCGCCCGCCCGCCGAGCUGGUGGACGACGCCAACCCGAGGGCGUACCCGGACUUCACGUGGCGGACGCUGCUCGACUUCACCAUGAGGCACUACAGGUCCGACAUGAGGACGCUCGAGGCAUUCUCCAACUGGCUCAACCAUGGCGGACACCUCUCAUCACCACCUCCUCCAUGAUGGAUGGAUGGAUGGAUGCAUCGUCGUCCGUCUCCGGCGUCACCACCGUACUACUUACGUGUAGCAAGGAAUUUACAUUACAUAUAUAUAGUAUAUAUAUUUGUAUUGGGAGUACGCGCGUAUGUGUGUGUAUUAGUAGGUUAUUAAGCUAAGAAUGAAGGUGCUGCAUGGCAUGGCUGAUAUAUGAUCCAUCCAUGGAGCCAUGCAUCCAACAAGUUAAUUAGUACUAGAAGAAGAAUGAAGAUGAUGAGGAGGAGGAUAAUUGGAGGAGGACGGAUCAUCGAUGCAUCAUGCGGCUGAUCCCUCCUCCACACGCUACGGCAGCCGCAGGCACAACACCAUUGGAAUUGAAAUUAAUUACUUAAGCUAGCUAGCUCCAUCUAUUUUACUCGCUCCUUUUGAUCCAUGCAUUUUUCAAACCAAGUACUAGUUUAUUACUGUUAAUCAACAAACUAACGCAAGUAAGUAGUAGUACCUAAUAAAAAGCUCUUUGCCUUUC
Messenger RNA from Sorghum bicolor (sorghum), 2201 nucleotides. Its product is annotated as gibberellin 20 oxidase 1-D. Bases 563 to 1702 code for a protein of 379 amino acids. Lineage: Eukaryota; Viridiplantae; Streptophyta; Magnoliopsida; Poales; Poaceae. Gene Ontology annotation, molecular function: gibberellin 20-oxidase activity. The transcript has a single exon. The record is from RefSeq and is a predicted model, not a curated record. Gene Ontology annotation, biological process: gibberellin biosynthetic process; flower development; unidimensional cell growth.